Messenger RNA from Rhineura floridana, 2768 nucleotides. RefSeq names its product tumor necrosis factor receptor superfamily member 1A-like. The coding region runs from base 226 to 1485 and encodes 419 amino acids. Gene Ontology annotation, molecular function: tumor necrosis factor binding; tumor necrosis factor receptor activity. Gene Ontology annotation, cellular component: membrane raft; signaling receptor complex; mitochondrion. Gene Ontology annotation, biological process: inflammatory response; signal transduction. The transcript has 11 exons. The record is from RefSeq and is a predicted model, not a curated record. NCBI's taxonomy places the organism in Eukaryota, Metazoa, Chordata, Lepidosauria, Squamata, Rhineuridae.
ACAGAAAUCCAAGAUUGCAACAUGCCUGUGAUUAAGCCACCUAGUUCCCCUUUCCCAGCCGUACUAAAGAAAAACAAACAGAGGAAAGGCAAGCUACUUGGAGGAAGCAGAGGAAGUCUUCUCCUCCUGUGAUUGGUGGGCAACUGACAUGUGACUCACACUGCCCUUCUGCUCAGUGUUGCUCUUCUCUCGUGCUCUGUGAGAGGAAGCACGAGAGAGAGAGAAAUGGACGUUGGAGGGAGAAAGCCAGAGGGCCAGGAUGACGGAGAAGGCAGCGGCAGAAUGGAGAUCAAAUUAAUCCUGAUUCAGAUAAAAACUGCAGAAACCUUGGGGGUAACUGUUGUCCCUGAUACCAUACAUAUCCAUGGGGUAGUUGCGGACAAAGGCACCUUCAUCCACGCCAGUGGUAGAAAAAGGAAAGAGGUGACAUGCUCCAAAGGAUACUAUCUUCACCCAAAUGGAACCCACUGCUGCCUUAGAUGCCAUAAAGGAACUUAUGUAGCACAACACUGUUUAAACGAGGAUAAAGCAACUAAGUGCUUACUAUGCCCUCAGGGUACCUACUUGCCUGAAGAUAAUUAUAUGGACAAGUGUUUCAGAUGCCAAGGCUGCCGUUCAAGUUUUGGACAGAUACCAGUAUCUGACUGUACCAGUGAGAAAGACACUGUUUGUGGUUGUGGCAAUAAACAGUAUCGAAGUAACGACAAUCGUGAAUUCUUUUGCAAGGACUGCAGUGCCUGUCUUAAUGGAAAAAUCAGGAAAGAAUGUACCAAAUCAAGUGACACGAUAUGUGAAUGUCUCCCUGCAUUCUUCCUCCGGAAAGGUGAAAAUAACUGCACCUCAUGCAGCAGCUGCAAUGAGGGAGAAUGCAAGGAACACUGUCGCUUAGUGAAUUCAGUAACAAGCCCUCAAAAUUCCUCAGAAAUCACAUUUAUCCUUGGCUCGCUGGUCAUCCUCUUUGGAGCUGCCUCUGUAUUUCUAUUGAUAAGGAAAAUCAGGCCAUCUUGUCAGAGGAAAUUGAAUGCCAGUUCCUUCUUGUGUUCUUCAAGUCAGCAGCCAACAAGAGAACCUUCCUCAAAGGCAGUAGAUAAUGACUUCUUUCCUGAAUCAAUCCAGACAGAAGGACUGUUGCCACAGAAAACCGCGUCAGCAUCACUCCCUGUUCAGCACCUACCAGACUGUGUAAGAGCAGCAGGAGAGACACAGAUCCCAGAUCGUCCUGAAGUUUUGUAUACUGUGGUAGAUCAUGUACCAGUGUCUCGGUGGAAGGAAUUUGUUCGGCGCCUGGGACUGAAUGAAAAUGCAAUAGAGAGAACUUAUACGGAACACCGGCACAUGCGGGAAGCACAGUAUGACAUGCUGAGACAAUGGAGGCUGCAGGCAGGCCAUGGUGCCACUGUGGAGCGCAUCAGUAAUGUUCUCAACCAAAUGGAGAUGAGUGGCUGUAGUGAGGCUAUUCAGGAGAUCCUACCCAAACAGCCCUAGAUAUUUUACUUUCUUUGCUACCUCUACAACAGGCAUAAGUACUCAUUCACACCAUGCAUGUUCAUCUUUUGAUGACUAUAGCAUCCUGGGGAUUUGUGCGUUUGAAUGAGACAUUACACCAUAAAAAGAACUCAUAGAUUAUUACCCCCAACACAAUAUUUUUCAAUGGAGGAAGAUCACUAUCAUGCAUGAUUGAGUAAUCCAGCAAUAUGUAUGUGAAACAGUUCUAAGGUCUCCUCUCCAUGUGAAGUCCAGGCCAUGCUUUCAGAGUCGGAUUUUGACCUCCUUUCACUUGUCCUUUUACAGACAAAUAGUAGAGACUGAACGCAGGUCACUUUGUCAAAUGCUCUGCCUUAUAGGACUUGUGAGGAUGUCUCUUAAAUGAGUACUUUCAACUUUUUCUGAUCCAGGACUUCCUUUUAAUUCCAACCAGUUUUAGCUUUUAUAUGUACAUGCCCAUGUUUCCAUAUUCUCUCUCUCUCAUUCUCUCUCUGUGUUGUUCUGCUUCCAGCUUGUGUUCUCCAAGGCAUGUGUACACUACAGACAUACUGGUUUAACUGUUAUUCCUUCUCUCUGUGGAACCUUUGGGAAUUGCUUUGGAGUGAGGGAGAGAUCACUAGCUGUCAAUUUUUAGCUCCUGUAAUUUAGGAAUUAUAUGGGGUUUUUCCUGUCAGGAAGGCAUUACAGUUCAACCUGUAUAGAACUAGCAUAAAUGUGUAGUCAUAUAACCAAACUAAACUGUCUCCCCCACCAUUUUCUUCUCUCUCUCUCACUCUUUGUUUUAAAUCAAAUGUUGUGGGGCCACUGGUGCAACCCAUAUGGAUCCUAAACCAUUAGAGGAAAACAAUAUUGGCCUGUGAUCCUAUGCACACUUACCUAGGUGUAAGCGCCAAUGAACAUAGUGGGGCUUACUUCUGAGUGAACAUACAUAAGAUUGUACUGUCAGUCAGCAAAGAUUCCACUCUCCUAAACAGGGAAACAUUGCCAAGAGUUAGAAAGAAAGAUUUCAAUCUGAGAUUCAGGAAAAUGCCUGCAUAAUAGUACAAGUCAGCUCUGUCUGUAAAUAAAUUCACAGUUCAGGUUAAGUAACGCUGUUAAGUAUUUUGUAUAUACUUUUCUCGUUGUAUCUUUGUGUAAUCCUUUUUAUAACUGAAUGACCAAGUCUCUCUGAACAAAUACAGGAUGAGUGUUUUAUGUUUUCUUGAACACAUGUUGGUUCAUUCUACACUCUUGAUAUAAAUGACUGAAUUUGUAAUACAAAUUAAAAGCUGAAAGAAAAAGCA